Messenger RNA from Lycium ferocissimum, 438 nucleotides. RefSeq lists its product as uncharacterized. The coding region runs from base 1 to 438 and encodes 145 amino acids. The transcript has a single exon. The record is from RefSeq and is a predicted model, not a curated record. Lineage: Eukaryota; Viridiplantae; Streptophyta; Magnoliopsida; Solanales; Solanaceae.
AUGGAUAAGUAUAUCACGAGAUGGAAAAUUGGGCAACCAAGUUCUAGUUCUACUCGUCCAUCCGUUGCUUCAUCCGUAGCUCCAGAAAUUCAAAGGGAAAUCAUGGAUCCAGAAAUUCGAAGGGAAACAUUUCCUUCGGGUGUUAAUUUAGAAUCUUUUGGAGCUGAUCCGAGAAUUAGAAAGCCUGUUGCAGAAUAUAACCCUAAUAUACGUGAUGAAGUUAGGAGAUACUAUAUUCAAAAAGGGCCUUGCCAACCUGAGGUUCAUGAUUUUCCUAAAACUAAGUUUGGGAAGGAAAUGCGCCAGUUUAAUGCUAAUUGGUAUAAAGGUCGUCGUAAGUGGUUGGAGUACAAUAUAACAAAAGAUGUUGCAUAUUGUUUGUGUUGCUAUUUGUUCCAAAAUGAACAUGACAGUAAUGGAAAUACGAGUGAAACUUAA